UCGGAAGUUGCUUUGUUUUGCUUCAAGAUGGCUGCGGGGAUGUAUUUGGAACAUUAUCUGGACAGUAUUGAAAAUCUCCCCUUCGAACUGCAGAGAAACUUUCAGCUCAUGAGGGACCUGGACCAAAGAACAGAGGACCUGAAGGCUGAAAUUGACAAGUUGGCCACUGAGUAUAUGAGUAGCGCCCGCAGCCUGAGCUCCGAGGAAAAAUUGGCCCUUCUCAAACAGAUCCAGGAAGCCUAUGGCAAGUGCAAGGAAUUUGGUGACGACAAGGUGCAGCUUGCCAUGCAGACCUAUGAGAUGGUGGACAAACACAUUCGGCGACUGGACACAGACCUGGCCCGUUUUGAGGCUGAUUUGAAGGAGAAGCAGAUUGAGUCCAGUGACUAUGACAGCUCUUCCAGCAAAGGCAAAAAGAAAGGCCGGACUCAAAAGGAGAAGAAAGCUGCCCGUGCUCGUUCCAAAGGGAAAAACUCAGAUGAAGAAGCUCCCAAAGCUGCCCAAAAGAAGUUGAAACUUGUGCGCACAAGUCCUGAGUAUGGGAUGCCCUCAGUGACCUUUGGCAGUGUCCACCCCUCUGAUGUGUUGGAUAUGCCUGUGGAUCCCAACGAACCCACCUAUUGCCUUUGUCACCAGGUCUCCUAUGGAGAGAUGAUUGGCUGUGACAACCCUGAUUGUUCCAUCGAGUGGUUCCACUUUGCCUGUGUGGGGCUGACGACCAAGCCUCGGGGGAAGUGGUUCUGCCCACGCUGCUCCCAGGAACGCAAGAAGAAAUAGAUAGGGGCCUUGGACUCCCAUGGUUUCUUCCACAUCCCUGGACCUGGGCUAGUGGGGAGAGGAAAGCCUGUGCUGGGGCCCGGGGGCUCCGGGAGAGUGGAUGGCGCAGUGUAGUCAUCCCUUCUCCUCCCCUCUCCCCACUCCUGGUGCUGAGGCUGCAUCCAAACCCUGGUAGGGAGGGGUGCCGCAGCCGCUAACCGUCUGUGCUCUCAUUCAGCCUGCCCCCCUCAGAGGGAAGUGGUCUUGCCCAUUGUCCUUUUGCCUCUGUGCUGAGGUUGGUGCUGUAUUUCCAAGGGAUGGUCCUCUUCAGUCCCCUUACUUUGUAUUUAAGGACUGGGGCAGUAGCAUGGGGGCACUCCCCAGCUCUCCUGAUUCCCUCCCCCUGUGGGGGGGCUCUGGUGUGAUAAACUCUCUUUGUUCUCUUCCUGCUUUUUCCACGGUAGGGGAUCCCCCAGAGCAUCUGGGCUGUGGCCUUAGUUGAAGGGGCACCCCUUCCUCUGUGCCAAGAGGAUUCAUCCUGGCCUUGUGAGUGGGAGAGGGGGCAAGGUGGAAUGCACAUACACAUGUGUAAAGGAAUUUGAGUAGGUGAAUAAAAGCUAUCCAUGUUGGCCUGCUGUGUUUAUUGUAGAGACCGUAUUUCAGUACGUGUGCUACACAUUUUGUUUGCAUCCUCUGGGUUGGAUUAGAGGUGGGAGGAAGUAGAACAAGACAUGAAACCAGAAGCGAUACCUCUGCACCAGAAUCCACAACUUCUCACCUUGGGAAGGGCAGGGAGUGCUGCAGCCCGGGGCUUUCCCAGACUUUUAAAAUUCUGCAUCUUUUCUCCAUAAAACAUCUUUCACUUAAUUUCCAAUAAACGUGUAUGUGUGUGUUUUAUGCAUGUACUAUUAUACUA
This is a messenger RNA of Zalophus californianus (California sea lion), 1672 nucleotides long. It is a transcript of the gene ING4, whose product is annotated as inhibitor of growth family member 4. The coding region runs from base 28 to 777 and encodes 249 amino acids. The transcript has 8 exons. Gene Ontology annotation, biological process: positive regulation of apoptotic process; regulation of DNA-templated transcription. Lineage: Eukaryota; Metazoa; Chordata; Mammalia; Carnivora; Otariidae. The record is from RefSeq and is a predicted model, not a curated record. Gene Ontology annotation, cellular component: nucleus.